Podospora bellae-mahoneyi is the source of this 3923-nucleotide messenger RNA. RefSeq lists its product as uncharacterized. NCBI's taxonomy places the organism in Eukaryota, Fungi, Ascomycota, Sordariomycetes, Sordariales, Podosporaceae. The transcript is spliced from 3 exons. Gene Ontology annotation, biological process: proteolysis. The record is from RefSeq and is a predicted model, not a curated record. The coding region runs from base 1 to 3129 and encodes 1042 amino acids. Gene Ontology annotation, molecular function: serine-type endopeptidase activity; protein binding.
AUGAUGACUCUAACCACCCAAGACCUUCCACCUGCCCAGAGUGUCGAAGUUGACGACAGCGAUGAGGAGUACGACGACGGACCGGCCCACAACCCCUUCCAUUCAUUUGCGAUCAUUCAAAAAGACCCAACAAAAGAAGCGUUUGACCAGAUUCUCGCUGAUGCUGAAUCCAAUGAGCUGAGAUUGGGCGACAAAGCGUACAGAGAAGCCUUCAAGCAGAAGUAUCAGCAGUACUUUGAAGGGCGUGUUGCACCGGAAAAUCAAACACUCCUCCACCUUGUUGCCAACAGAGUGGGCCACAGAGGCCUCACCCUGCUUCUUAUCAAGAACAGCCCACAGCUUCUCUCCGUGGCUGACGACAAUGGCAAAACACCUCUCUGGAUUGCCAUCACCAGGAAAAACGAAAAUGUCUUGCGCGCCAUUGUGGAAAAGUUCAACGGAGAUCUGGACAGCCUGCUAGCUAGAACAUGCGACCACGGCAGAAACAGUAUCCAUGCUGCCAUAAUCCACAAUCUCCCCGAACAACAUACUUUGCAUCUUAUACAGAGAGCCUCCAAGGGCACUCUUUGCGCCGGAGACUAUGAUGGCCUGACUCCCUUGCAUCUUGCCAUUCAGUACGACCGCUGUUCUGCUAGCCAGCAGCGGAUUGUUGAGGCUUUGCUGCAGAGAGCAGAUGAAUGCUUGGACCAGUUCACCAUCAAUCCCUCACAACUGUCUGUCUACGAAUAUCACUACUAUACACGGCCGGACGCUGAACGAAAAACGGGCUUGCUGGCGGGCCAGGCUGGUGAGCCGAACGGGACCUCUCAAUCUUCAAAUCAGAACCGGGGAAAAUCUCCGUCUGGUCGAGUCGGUCAUCUUCCAGAUAACGUACCUCACCUGCACAAUGUGGAAAGUUCUCGGGGCCGCACGACAAACCAUGCCCCCGGCAAGAAGGGGGGCGAUGUUGAACCUCAGCGAGGACGAGAGGCGAUCCGUGAACAGUCCAAUGCCCCAUCAACAAGAAUUAUGGACCCACCUCCGCCGGGACCUAUCAACGGAGUUAAACGUGAUGUGAACAGGGAGUGGGCAGACAGGAUCAUCCAGGGUAUCAAACUUCAUUACCUUCGGUCCACGUUCCAGACACCAGAUCGUCCUCAACCGCGAGAUCAGAGCCAGGCACUGCGAUUUCUUCACGGGUCCAACAUCCAGGACUGGAACUUGUAUUUUGAUUACUCCAAAGCAGCUUCACCAGUCACCCGCAAGAACUUUGAACAGAGCUUCGCUCAUAUGCGUUUUGACAGCGUCCUAAGAUAUGUCGCCUUCAACAAGAUCGAGCUGGACAGCCCCGGAAACAACACCAGCAAACUCCACGCCAAACGUCUUGCACAGCAGCCAAGGCCUGGCCGCGGCCGGGUGGACCUCGUCUUCUUUUUCAACUGGCUUCGGGAGAAGUCUGUCAAGCAUAUCCUCAAGGUCGUGGUCGACGAUUGGCCCGAAAGACCUCACAGUGACAAGGCCAUAGAAGACUCCCUGAAGCACUUUGAGAUUGAGAGUCUCGAGUGGCGGAAAUCGGAUAUCUGUCCCGAAACACUUUUUGUCGCCUGUCAACAUGUCCGCCAUCUGCACUUGUGGUGGAGUGGAAACAGGGCUGUCCUGCGGGCAUGGAGCGAACCGGAUGGGUUGGUGAGGCUUGAGAAACUCAAGACUAUCCACUUGUUGUGGAAUUCCGCGGAAGUCCUAGAGCCAGCUGACCGCAUCCAAUCUUACGUGGAGGACUUCAAGCGCCGGUUACGAAAAGCCGUCCGGAAUUAUGAGCUGGAGAAGCAGGGUAUCACUGCUGCUGCUCGACCGCAGAAUGACAAGGCUGUUCCCGUUCCUGGGAUUCGCCGGACUGUUACCGGAGACCGUCCCGCCAUGGAUGGGCCUGUUCGGACAAUCACUGUUGAGACCAUCGAGGAGAACUUUUCGCGGGGGGACAGUGGCUCAGCUUCCGGCACCCGCGCUAAGCCCAUGCGUGUAGCAAAUCAGAGGAAUCUGUCUGCCCACAAGUGGCUCAACUGCAUGGACGCCUUUGCCGAUGGGAUCCAAGGUGUCGAGGUGCCUCCAACUCAGCAAAAGCUACUGCUAAAAGACAUCACUGUUGCUCUGAUUGAUGAUGGAGUUAAUAUUGAUACUUCCUCUAUCGGGGGUAAAGUCAUUGGCGGAGCGACCUUUGACCGUGGCGAACCAGAUGAGAACGGCCCAAGCCCCUAUUUUAUCUCUGCCAGUGGCCACGGCACCGUCAUGGCGGAUAUGAUUUGUCGAGUUUGUCCAACCGCCAAACUCUAUGUCUUCAAGCUGGAAACACACCCCUCCCCGGACUCCCUAGUCGAUGGGCAGACUCACAACCAGAUCGUAGCCAGAAGCGCCACCCAGUCCGUCGACGCCGCCGUCGCCCGCGGGGUAGACAUAAUCUCCAUUUCCUGGACUGUGAAAAAGCCCAAAAAACGCGAGCGUGACGCCGACCUCAAAGACCUCGGAGACGCCAUCAGGCGCGCUCUUGACGCCGGCAUCCUCGUCUUCUGCGCGGCAGGCGACGCAGGGAACUUCUCUGACGAGGAGUACCCUUACGAGUUUGAUCGUAGCCGCAUCAUCAGAAUUGGUGCCGCUACCGACGAUGGCAGACCCUGGGAGAGGUCGGGUGACACCCACAAUUUGGACUUUAUCUUUCCGGGAUGUUCGGUUGUUUCACGGCAUGAGACGAUUAAUAGUAGUAUACCGAGUCAUUUCCAGGAGAACACGGGGAGCUCGGUUGCUACGGCUUUGGCGGCGGGGUUGGCGGCGCUGGUGUUGCAUGUUGUUAGGUUGGCUGCGAUAUUUGGGGAGAAUGAGAGGGAGAAGGUGAAGAGUGGUGGGGGUACGGCGGUGAAUGGGGUUGGGUCAGGGGCGGCAGGGCCGGUGGUGGAGGCGAAGAAAUUGGGGGAUUUGAAGGAUCAUACGAACAUGAAGUUGGUUUUUCAGAAGAUGGGGGUGGAUAGGGAGAUUGGGAAGUUUAUUGAGGUUUGGGAGUAUUUUGAGGGGCCGACGGAGGGGUUGAGGAUGGGGGGGAAGGCGCCGGAGGUGGUGACGGGGUUAGCGGUGAGGUUUGUUUCUUCGAUGAAGGGUUGAUGGGUGCGCUUUUGAAGAUCUACAUGAUGGGUUGUGAGGAGAACUGCAGCAAAAAACCAGCAGAUGUGAUACAUACUGUUAAGGCGGUCAGGGGAGCGCAUGAGCUCGCCAGGUUUAUCAGCGCUCACCAUAACCAUACCAGCGUCACUAUAAUCAGAAUAUCCAGCUUAUCUGACUCCCUUGGAAGUGUCCAGCCGCCAUACCUCUGUAUUACCAACACCCCAGCCCCUCGUUGACGUCUCCUGUGUUAAGAGACACGGGGGCAAUGAUGCUUCGCCGUCAGAGGUACUCAAGGCUCUCCGUUUCGCCCCGGUCAACCCUGAAAGCUUAGAAGUGCUCAGUUUGGAGUUGCUUGAAGCCCUGUACUGGAACUUUCCGAAAAUAAACCAGCUGGGGUACCUCGACUACGAGCCCUCCUGACGACCUCACUGCGUCCUUUGGCUUGAUACAAGAUGCCUUGGCUAUAUUGUACAAUAAAGGCAAGACAGAUGCAUGUUGUACUUUUGUGAGGAACAGUGGGGCCAUCUCAGGCGAAGAUUUCACCAAAGAACAAUGGACAGGCUUAUACUUGGCAGCACACUUUGGAAUUACCACGAACCCGACCCUGAUCUCAAGGGAUGCCAUGGCUCCAACCCCAGGCCGCUAAAGCUUGCUGCAGAGAGCGGGCAUGAAGCUGUCGUGCGGAUACUUCUGGAAAAGGGUGCAGAGGCUAAAAGAAAAGAUGGCUCGGGACAUACUGCAUUACAUCACGCUGCGAGAAAAGGACAUCUUGAGGUAGCCCGGGCACUGUUAGA